AUGGCGUCUCCCUCUGAUGCUCACUCCGCCGCAAGCGGCGGCGGCGGCGUGACUGCUGCCAAAACCGAUCUGGAGGAUUUCUUUGAUCAGUUAGAUCUUAAUGAGGAAGAGUUCGAGGAUGUGGUAAUCGACGAGGAUGAUCCAGAGCUCCAAGAAAGUGCUAGGUGGCUAGCCCUUGCUAGGGUUCACACCGAGAAAACCUUCAGCCAAGGCGCCUUCUACAAGGAUAUGAGAGCUGCGUGGAACCCGACGCAGAGUGUACGAUUCCGGCCUGUUGACCCCAAUCGGUUCGUAGUUCAGGCAUCAUGCUUGGGCGAUUGGGAGCGUAUGAUGAUGCAUGGACCUUGGUUGUUCCGCAACUGGGCGGUGUUACUAUGCCCAUAUGAUGGCUUCAGUAGAACUGAGGAUGUAAGUAUUAUUCACAUGCCUAUAUGGCUGCAAAUCCACAAGUUACCAGAUGUCUAUUGCAAGAAGAACAUUGUGGAAAAGCUGCUGAAAAGUGCAGGUGAAUUAAUGGAGAUGCGUUUGAAUGGAAACACCAGAGUUGAUUAUGUAAGGGUGAGGGUGAAACAUGACACCCGAGAGCCUCUGACGAAAUUUGUGAGCAUUGUCCAUGGUAAAGAACGACAGGUUUAUCUUGUUCGCUAUGAAAAAUUGGCGAGGUUUUGCAAGGUUGUGGUCUGGUAG
Aegilops tauschii subsp. strangulata is the source of this 687-nucleotide messenger RNA. RefSeq lists its product as uncharacterized. The record is from RefSeq and is a predicted model, not a curated record. NCBI's taxonomy places the organism in Eukaryota, Viridiplantae, Streptophyta, Magnoliopsida, Poales, Poaceae.